AUGGCUGAGAAUACUACCAAGACCAUGGCGAUUGGCGACAAGAAUUUAUCGUCAACUGAAAAUUCGAAUUGCAAUACAGACGAUAAUUCAAAUGACCAUGUGAUCUCUGAAAAUGGCGGCGACGAAAACCGGCAGGGUAGUGAGGAUGAAGAUGAAUCGCAGUAUCCAGUGACAUGCCAACUUGUCGUGAUCACAUUCGCCCCGAAUCUAUCCAUGUUCCUCGUUGGCCUUGAAAACACCAUCAUAUCGACGGCGGUUCCGAAGAUCACAGAUCAAUUCCACGCUAUGGACGAUGUCGGAUGGUACGCCAGUGCCUAUCUUCUUACAUGCUGCCAGUGGCAUUUGAUGUGGGGAAGCUUCACACAUUAUACCCCAUCAAGUUUAUAUACAUGA
Talaromyces proteolyticus is the source of this 393-nucleotide messenger RNA. RefSeq lists its product as uncharacterized. Gene Ontology annotation, biological process: transmembrane transport. NCBI's taxonomy places the organism in Eukaryota, Fungi, Ascomycota, Eurotiomycetes, Eurotiales, Trichocomaceae. Bases 1 to 393 code for a protein of 130 amino acids. The record is from RefSeq and is a predicted model, not a curated record. The transcript has a single exon. Gene Ontology annotation, molecular function: transmembrane transporter activity.